CCAUGGCUGCUCCUGCCAUCCAUGGAGCCACGUCAAGAUACGGAUCAAUUUCCUUAAUUUCAGUAUGCUCAUUAAGAGUAAAUAUAUAGUGUAUCAUCAUAGCCUCAAAAGUCUACAACUAAAUCCAGCUUCAUACCCAUAGUAUACCAUUGCUGCAAAAAUACAUUAAAAUCACUUAAUUACAAGACAAAGAAUGUAACUUGGUCCCAUUAGCACAUGUCAAUUACCCAUUACAAGUGGAAAAUGAAGGGGAAUUGCCAGAUGAGAUUGAAGAACUUGUGGAGAGGAAAAUGAUGUUUGAAAUUGAAGUUUCAAAAUCUCAGGGUGCACUAUAUGAAGACAGUUUUAGUGUGUCCAAAGUUUCUACUGAUCCUGCAUUCAUUGAUAAGCACUCCAAUAACACCCCAUCUACCCAAGAAUCAGUAUCCCAACCAAAUAAUAAAAUGGCAGACAUUGGAGGGGCAGGGAUAGCUGAACAUCUACAAGACAAGGUUUAACUAAGUCAAAUUUUUUAGUUAAUCACUUUUUUCCCAGAUUUUCUAGAAAUCUGAAAAGGAUUAUUUGAUUGUGCAGGGUGAAACAAGCAUCCAAGGAGACCAAAUUUCAAUUGUUGAUAGGCAGGAAGUAUUGGGGUGGGAUGACAGAAACAAGUUAAAGAGGGACCUCCUGAAUGAUUUUGAAAGUUCUGACCAAGAAAAUUUGAAAAGGCUCAAAAAAACAAUCAAAGUUGAAAAGGAUUGAAAGCCAUUGUUGGAAAGUUGUUUGGGGCAGUGUUCUCAUUUUAAUCCAUUUUCAUAUUUCCAUUUACCAUGAGUGUAUGAAAUAAGUGCUCAUGCACAGUGUGUUUUGCUUUUUUCAAUAUUGAAUGUCCUUUCCUUUGUUUCCAACACCUUUUUAAACACCUAUCCGGCUCUUACUUGAAACAAU
Molecule: messenger RNA, 927 nt
Organism: Cuscuta campestris
Lineage: Eukaryota; Viridiplantae; Streptophyta; Magnoliopsida; Solanales; Convolvulaceae
Source: the annotation of a GenBank genome assembly